This is a messenger RNA of [Torrubiella] hemipterigena, 3699 nucleotides long. NCBI's taxonomy places the organism in Eukaryota, Fungi, Ascomycota, Sordariomycetes, Hypocreales, Clavicipitaceae. The record is from the annotation of a GenBank genome assembly.
UCGCCCGCUAAAAUACAGCGCUGAGAAAGUGGAGCUACGCCGAGCAGGACGUCCUAAGCGGCGGGUUUCGCUCCUCCUCAGCGCAGGCAAUCCCCCCACCAGGUGCUACGACAGUGGGCUCUUGACACACUAAAUCCCCAGGUUUUGCUGCGAUUUGCCUUUACACAAAACUCUUGCGCUCGCCUCCUCUUUUCUCUCUUGUUUUUGUUGCUCUUACUCUUGCCCACCCGUCUCGCCAUCUAUACCCCUUACUUGCAAUUUUCCGCGUCAAUUCAGCUUCUAAAGAUCAACGCCUUCGCACCAAUCGACUGCUUGACUCGAACUAGACUUGCACCGACAUCACCGCCGCUCGCCGAUACCACCCACCCACCUACCGUCGAAUCACGAGGCGCCCACAAACAAAAAACAGGAAUCCCUUGGCUUGAGAUCGUCUAACGCUUUCCCAACCACGCUUUUGUUUUAGCUGCCUGCUCUUGCUGCUUAGCCAUCUGCUUCUUGUUGGCCUUAUCUCGGAUCUGCUAUCGUGGCUCGUCGCCUGCAGCGUCAUCCCCGCUUUACCCAACUGCGAAGCUCUACUCAACGAAACCGACCGACACCGAGACAUCCGGAACUCUUGUGAUCUAGUCUGAAAUCAACAUCACACCGUAUAGGCCGCGCUCAGUAGCAUCCAUCAACACUCGGGAAUGAUCACACGUUUCGUCAAAACUGGGGGAGAUCUGCUAUUGUCGGGACAUUGAUUUGUUCGCCAUCAGGGCAAACACGCCGUCUCCUAGCGACAAAGAAUCGCUUUGCGAAUAACCAUCCAUCUUUUAGACACAUAUAGACAUUAUAAGCCAUACCCACAACCAUGGCCGCCGUACAACAACUGCUGGCGAGCCCAGCAGCGAGCCCAGCAGCAGCACCCGCCAACGGAUACAACGGACGACACGACAUAGACAUGGACGUCGACCGAAGCAGUGAAAGCCCGCUCAUGAGUGAUGCUGCCUUCUUCGGCGAUGCUCUGCAAAAGGGCGACCAACGCAUAGUCACCGUCAUCUACGGCACCGGGCAGGAGAGGAUUGUAUACGAGGUAGCCGAUGUCCUCGGCAAACCCUGCCGCAUGCGCCAAACCUUCUCCCAGGUAUCCGAACAAGAUCGCGAUGUUGUUAUAGGCCUCGCUGCUUCGGAAUCCAAGGCUGAUAUUGACCGACGGAACAAGAACCUCGUCGUGGCCAUCAACGCGCAUUGCGUCGAGCUCGGUAUGCCACCGGAUCUGCACCUCUCAGCGCAGUGCGACUACGAGUUCCUCUAUACCCAACAACCUUUCCUCCGACAAGACCUGUCGCGCUUUAUAUCAUUUGUUCUUGGUCAAAUAUGCCACCACACAGAGCUGAUGGCCAAGCCUCGGACCCUCUUCAUCUCAACAACUUUUCCCGACGUCCGAACAGCCCUCCCAAAUCUCGACAUCCUAACUGUGGGAUCCGAUGCCGUUGAACUUCGUGUAGAUUUGCUCCAGGAACCUAUUGGAGAUGGCAAGUUCUCCGAUAUACCCAGUUUAAAAUACGUCGGUGAACAGGUCAUGCUGCUCCGCCAGCGAACCGAGCUGCCCAUCAUCUUCACAACCAGAUGUACCAAAGAAAAUGGCCGUUUCCCCAUGGACAGACCCGAACUUUACUACCAGUAUCUCUACCGAGCCAUUCAAUGGGGCAUUGAGUAUAUCGAUGUUGAGCUCUGGCUGCCAGAAGAAAUCCGCCAUAAGCUCUGGGAGGAAAAGGGCAAUUCUCGCAUCAUGUCAGCCUUCCACGACUUCUCAGGGACCUUCAAGUGGCCAUCGCAGCACGCGCUUGAUGUAUUUGAGCGUUCCAUGAAGUACGCUGAUAUCAUCAAGAUGAUUGCCAUCAUUAACGAGCCCAACGAGAACUUCGAGCUUGAGUACUUUCGCUCAAAAGUAUGUGCUGAGUUCCCUGAUGCGCCGCCAUUCUCUGCCGUCAACAUGGGCGAAGUCGGCCAAUUCUCCCGAACUCUCAACAAGACAUUCACGCCCAUCACUCACCCGCUCCUCCCGAUCAUCGCUGCCCCCGGUCAACUCAGCGCUGCUGAAAUCAACAUUGCUCUCGCCCAGCUGGGCCAGAUCGCCAGGAAGAGCUACUAUGGCAUCAGCAACAGUGUCACAAGAAUGAAGGGCCACCGUGCCCCCUUCUAUGAAAAGUGCUUCAACGAGCUAGGUCUUCCUCAUCAGUUUGCCGUGAUUGAACGUCCGAGCAGCAACCCUGCCGGGCUCGAGGCCCUCUUUAACCAGCGCUUCUUUGGUGGUGCCUACUUGGACCCAGGGCUAUCCCAUAGCUCACUCACGAAGCAUAAUCGCUUCCUCGCCACGAUCAACAACGGCGAUGGUCCAGUGCUGACCGAGGCUGCUCGUGUAAUUGGCAUCGUCGACACUAUCGUCGUGAAGCCGGCCCCAGCUUCUGGUGCAGGUUCAAGACCGCCGUCUAUGCCAUCAAGCCCGCAGCAUAAGAUUGGCGAAGCACAAACUCUAGCGCCGCCUCCUCUUACUGGCCAAGGCCAAAGCCCAACUCUUGUGUUUGAUAAUGUGAGCUGGAAGGGAAUCCUCCGCACCUUGACACGCGAUCUUGCCCCCUCGGCAUACGCGGGCCGCUCUGCAGUCGUGGUCGCUUCCUCAUCUGAUGAUGCUGCGCCAGUCUUCUUCGCCAUGAAGGCGCUCAAAGUUGCCAAGAUCUUCACAGUGGGCUUCCGCACACCAUCCAACCUGGCCCGUAAUGCACCACCAAUCGAGCAGUUCAUCAGCAUGGAAAGCCUCCAGAAGGCCCGUUCCGUUACCGACGAGAGCGCGCCUUUUCUCAUUGUAUCCGCUCUCGGUCCCGACAAGAGCAACCUGGUUGGCAUGCUGCUGCGUGUCUUCAGCGGGCCUGGCCAGCAACAAACUGAUCCGCAGACACCAGCUCGCCGCCGAGUAUUCCUCGACCUCGCAAGUGGAGCUGACAGACAAGCCAGCGACCCCGGCGCUAUCGCGGAAAAGCACGGCUUCUCUGCGUAUGGCGCUGCAGAUGUUGCCGCGUUCAUAACGGUAGAGAGCAUGCGUCUCCUCGUCGGACAAAACGUGCCCUACAGCUUUGUUAGACUGGCCAGCGGGAACAGUCUAUACCAGUAAAUGCGAGGCUGAACAUUUCCUGGCAUGAUCUCGGACAAUAUUUCACAUCCAUAACUAAAUUUUCGCAUUGGUGCUUUUUGGAGAGGGGGUUGGUUUACAGGUAUAUGGCGUUCGUUUCCACAGUGGCGAUCUGUGAGCCUCAUGGCUUGGUGUCAUUUCUGGGCAUCGGAGGAACUAGGUAUGUUAGGAGAGGGUGCUGGGAAAGCUAUACGAAAAACGGCAAUGGAGAUGGUGCAUCUAUUGCGCCGCACGCCGCGGGCGCUUCUCAAGCAUGCAGGUGGCCCUGAUAGCUAUGGGGCAAAGCAGUUCUAGAAGAACAGGGAUCCAUUAUGAACCAAGGUUGGAGGAAAGCAACGACUUGGGGACGCCGGUGCAGGUUCUUGAGCGUUCAUUUUUGGGACCAGGGCUCGUUGCUUCAUGCCCUUUUGGAGUUUGCUGUUUUUUUCCUUUAUUUAGUCUCUUCUGCUCAAAGUACCAUUAUAGGAUAAUGCGGCAGUCACUUUUUGAUAUAACCGUUUCUGUGUUUCUUGCCGUUAACGUGUCACUGACGA